UCUUCUCCCCAGGAUUUCAACAGCACCACAGAAAUAGCCAUUUUGCUCAUGGUGAUUUCCCAGACCCACACAAUAUAUCUAAGUCACUGGUAGGCCAUGUUUCUGUUCUGAGCCUUCCCACUUUCCUAAAGGGCAGAUGAAUAACGGAGCUGCGCACCCUGGGCUGCUGUUGGAAUCUGCCCUGCUUGGUGGUGGACGACUGCUUCUGUGGGUCACUUGGGGCGAGGUGGGCUCCACCUUCCCCAGGGAGAAAAGCAGAGUCCAACUCACGCUCAGGAGGCUGCUCAGAGCUGGAGGCCCACGCGGGAGCCCUGAGAUGCCGCGCCAAUUCCCCAAGCUGAACAUCUCUGAAGUGGACGAGCAAGUCCGACUUCUGGCCGAGAAGGUGUUUGCUAAAGUGCUCCGAGAAGAGGACAGCAAAGAUGCCUUGUCCCUCUUCACUGUCCCCGAGGACUGCCCCAUCGGGCAGAAGGAAGCCAAGGAGAGGGAGCUGCAGAAGGAGCUGGCAGAGCAGAAGUCUGCAGAGACCGCGAAAAGAAAGAAAAGUUUCAAGAUGAUUCGGUCCCAGUCCCUGUCUCUGCAAAUGCCAACACAGCAAGAUUGGAAGGGUCCCCCGACAGCCAGCCCAGCCAUGUCUCCCACAACCCCUGUGCCCACUGGAGCCACUUCCCAGCCCACGCCAGCACCCUAUGCCAUGCCCGAGUUCCAGCGAGUCACCAUCAGCGGAGAUUACUGUGCUGGGAUCACCGUGGAGGACUAUGAGCAGGCUGCCAAGAGCCUGGCAAAGGCCCUGAUGAUCCGGGAGAAGUACGCGCGGCUCGCCUACCACCGCUUCCCGCGGACCACGGCCCGGUAUCUGGGUCAUCCACAGACUGACACUGCCCCUCCGGAAGAGGGCCUCCCAGACUUCCACCCUCCCCCACUGCCCCAGGAAGACCCUUACUGCCUGCAUGAUGCACCCCCCAACCUGGGCUACUUGGUCCGCAUGCAGGGGGGCAUCCUCUUCGUGUAUGAUGACCAGAAGAUGCUGGAGCGCCAGGAGCCCCACAGCCUGCCCUACCCUGACCUGGAGACCUACACAGUGGACAUGAGCCACAUCCUGGCUCUCAUCACCGAUGGCCCAACGAAAACCUAUUGUCACCGGCGAUUGAACUUUCUGGAAUCCAAGUUCAGCCUUCAUGAGAUGUUAAAUGAAAUGUCUGAGUUCAAAGAAUUGAAGAGUAACCCCCACCGAGACUUCUAUAACGUGAGAAAGGUGGACACGCACAUCCACGCGGCGGCCUGCAUGAACCAGAAGCACUUGCUGCGCUUCAUCAAGCACACGUACCAGACGGAGCCGGACCGCACCGUGGCCGUGAAGCGGGGCCGGAAGAUCACCCUGCGGCAGGUGUUCGACAGCCUGCACAUGGACCCCUACGACCUCACUGUGGAUUCGCUGGACGUCCAUGCGGGUCGGCAGACAUUCCAUCGCUUUGACAAGUUCAACUCCAAGUACAACCCUGUGGGGGCCAGCGAGCUGCGUGACCUGUAUUUGAAAACUGAAAACUACCUGGGAGGAGAGUACUUUGCUCGGAUGGUCAAGGAGGUGGCCCGGGAGCUGGAGGAGAGCAAGUACCAGUACUCAGAGCCACGACUGUCCAUCUACGGCCGCAGUCCCGAGGAGUGGCCCAACCUGGCCCGCUGGUUCAUUCAGCACAAGGUCUACUCACCCAACAUGCGCUGGAUCAUCCAGGUGCCCCGGAUCUAUGACAUAUUUAGGGCAAAGAAGCUGCUGCCGAACUUUGGGAAGAUGCUGGAGAACAUCUUUCUGCCCCUUUUCCAGGCCACUAUCAACCCCCAAGAUCAUCGAGAGCUUCACCUCUUCCUAAAAUAUGUGACGGGGUUUGACAGCGUGGAUGAUGAGUCCAAGCAUAGCGACCACAUGUUCUCAGACAAGAGCCCCAGUCCAGACAUCUGGACCAGCGAGCAGAACCCGCCCUACAGCUACUACCUGUACUACAUGUAUGCCAACAUCAUGGUGCUGAACAACCUCCGCAGGGAGCGAGGCCUGAGCACGUUCCUGUUCCGGCCUCACUGUGGGGAGGCUGGCUCCAUCACCCACCUGGUGUCUGCUUUCCUAACUGCCGACAACAUUUCCCAUGGGCUGCUCCUCAAGAAGAGUCCGGUAUUGCAGUAUCUCUACUACCUUGCUCAGAUCCCCAUUGCCAUGUCUCCUCUUAGCAACAACAGUCUGUUCCUUGAAUAUUCCAAGAACCCUCUGAGGGAAUUCCUGCACAAGGGACUGCAUGUUUCUCUCUCCACCGAUGACCCCAUGCAGUUCCACUACACAAAGGAAGCACUUAUGGAAGAAUAUGCCAUUGCAGCUCAAGUGUGGAAGCUGAGCACGUGUGACCUGUGCGAGAUCGCCAGGAACAGCGUGCUGCAGAGCGGCCUCUCACAUCAGGAAAAGCAAAAGUUUUUGGGACAAAAUUAUUAUAAAGAAGGACAUGAAGGAAAUGAUAUUCGAAAGACAAAUGUUGCUCAGAUCCGGAUGGCAUUCCGAUACGAGACCUUAUGCAAUGAGCUCAGCUUCCUGUCUGAUGCCAUGAAAUCAGAAGAGAUCACAGCCCUGAUCAAAUAAGUUCAGCACUUGACAUGCAUUUUAACUUUCUGGUUUAAUUUCAAGUCUGCUGUGGCUAACAGUGACCAAACUAGGACUUUCCUCUGUGAAGAGGAUCCUCUGAAGAAAUUUCAAACUAGUGAUUUUGGUUGCACUGUUCACUUUAAGAUCUAACAUGCCCACUUCUGUUAAUAUUUCUGCAUAAUAGAUGGUGACUUCUCCUUGGGGACCUGGGAGCUAGGCACUUGUCUGUUCUUAUUCCUAAUUUUACAAAUAUUUCUCUUGAAACCCCCAGUACUUGAAUUGUUGGGGCCAGGAUCUUCCAUGUUCAAAUGCCAAGUGACAUGAGGUCUGUGUGGUUUCUGCCACGCUCCUCUCUGUAGGCCCUGCAGGCUAACUGGUAGUUGUUCAUUUCAGCCUCUGGCUGACUGGUUGCCUUAAAAUCAGUUUUGAAGCUCCCUUUCAUAAAGGGGCUACUUUGAGAAAAUUAAAAUUGAAAAUCCUUUCUUGACAAUUUACAUUUUUUAUGAAAUUCUUGAACUGUUUUAUUCAGCUUCCCUCCCUCUUUUCUAGUUGGGAAGUCAAAUGUACUCAUUAAACCGGUCACUCCUAUUCUGAAUCUUGGUUUCCUUCUCUAGAAAGUGAGGGUUUGGACUAGAUGAGUGGUUUUCAAAGGGUGUUCUGUGAAUCCUCCUUGUGGACCACUUCACAGUGGUGGAGGGAAGGGCGUGAGUGAGAUUCUGGAGACUGUCAAAGUGACUCUCCUUUUGUAAAUUUUACAUUGGAGCUGCUACAUAUUUUCAUUUGAAGUAAGGACUUUGAAAAGCACAGCACUAGAUGAUCUCUGUUGUUGGCUCUAAUAUUCUAUAAUUGUAGCCGAAUUAACAUUUUACCCAGGAAGAGUUAGGACCAGAGAAGUCAAAUUUGCUUAAGGUCACACACCUAAUAAAUAAUAGGACAAGAGCUAGUUUUCCUUAUUCCUAACCCAGUCCUUUCACCACUAUUCCAAUAAGCCUCACAAAUGUUAAUUUUUUUUUUUUUAAUCAUCGUAACCAGGUGCAUUAUUUUUUUAAGACAAAAUCUCUCCCUUAUUAACAUGAAGACUUCUUCAGAAGAUAUAGUGGUCCCAGGGGCCAGGUAGAAGUCAUUUUUUAAGACCAAUCUGAAUUUAAGCUUUACCAGUGUAGUCUUCAUCUGUGUUACUAGUGCCUGGUAUGUAGUAGGUGCUCAGUAAAUGCAUACUGAACAAUUAAGUGAAUUUCUCUGUUGGCAACGUUUUAAGGAUAUGUGCUCCUAGUACUCAACAAGCUACUCAAGGACCUUCCUUAUCUAUAUCUGUGGGCAAAUUCAGACUACAGGACAUCCUUCUGAAUCAGUAUAAAGUUAGAAUUCUAGUUUUGCCUGUGAACAUGUUUAUUUGUCUUGUCCUGUGACUUUAGGAUGAUUGCCCCUCCACCGGUCAACUUAGCAUACGGAACUGUAAAUGAGUCUUUUACUAGGCAAAUAUAUAUGCUAUCUCAUAGCUAGUUAUGAAAUUGAAUGAAAAUUCAUCGUUAACCUAAGGAUUCAUUAUUUUUGAAACGACCCCAUUUGUAUACAUUUGCUCUAAUAUAGCAAGUACUGUACAGUUUUUCAUUGUUAUUUUAUCUAUAUCAAGUAUUUUUAAAAAAUUAUUAAAGCCUGUUAGGACUGUGGCUCAAUAAUUUAAACCUAUUUCAAGUUAAUAUUUAAAGCCAAUGUUUCAGUUUUUUUACUUUAAGACUGGGCAUAAUGAAAAGCUAUCAAUAUUAUUAACUGCUAGUUUAUCUUUUACUAAGACAUGGAUGACAUUCACUAGGAAAACUCAAAAUUUUCAAACUGAAGCUCACUAGGCCCAGAAGGCAAACCUCUGCUAUCUUUUUCUCUAACUUCUGCCCUGCUUUAGUCCAUGAGAAAAGCCACACGUUCGUUUCUUUUUCUCUGGAUAUUAUGUUAGUCUGUUCAGCCAACACAUGCUGGAUUUUACCUGUCCUGCAAGCUUUUGACACCCUUUUCUAUAGCACUUUGAACUUUGAUUACAUCCUUGUAUUUAACUGGCCUUUUGGGGGAUAAAUCCCUACUUUCCUUUGUGUUCGUAAUUGGAAUAAAAGGCAGUUGUGUACUGGCCCAGGUUUUUAGAGGAAUGGUUUUUGAGGCAUGUUAUCCGUUACCUAUUCUAAAGGGCUCAAGUUCAUUCUGUGUUACUUCAAAUUGUACUGUUGAAAUGAUCGAUGUCAUUGCUCCCUGCCUUGUGAAAACAUAUCACAGCUCCUGGGUUGGUAUCUAUCAAUGCCUGUUCCCAGGCCUUUGCUGCCUCUUGGAUUAAAGCAGAGUUAAAAGCACA
Cynocephalus volans (Philippine flying lemur) is the source of this 4961-nucleotide messenger RNA. It is a transcript of the gene AMPD3, whose product is annotated as adenosine monophosphate deaminase 3. NCBI's taxonomy places the organism in Eukaryota, Metazoa, Chordata, Mammalia, Dermoptera, Cynocephalidae. The record is from RefSeq and is a predicted model, not a curated record. Gene Ontology annotation, molecular function: AMP deaminase activity. The coding region runs from base 137 to 2620 and encodes 827 amino acids. Gene Ontology annotation, biological process: IMP salvage; AMP metabolic process. The transcript has 15 exons. Gene Ontology annotation, cellular component: cytosol.